AUGGCGCGACUAAACGAGCCACCGAUUGCACCUGCACCUUCCAUCUCCAGCAUCCCGCCCGCGGAAAGUCUUGAAGCGCUCAAGCGAAGAUUUAUCCGCCAGAAUCGGGAACUGGCAAAAAACAAUUCAGCGCAGUCGCUGAAGAUCCGCGGACUGGAGGCGCAAGUGUCGAAACUUUUGGCGCAGAAUUUGGAACUCAGAGAAGGAAGUUUGAGGUUGGAGCACCGUCUGAGGAAGGGCGAGGGACGACAGAAUGGGGGUGUCAUGAGGGAAUUGAAGAGGAAGUUGGAUGAGUUGAGCGGGUUGGUCGCGGGGAUCAACAAUGAUGAAGACGAGGAGGACGAAUUCCCGGCAGUGAUGGAAGUGGAAAGAGUGCUGAGUCCCAGUCACCAGCAGUAUCGGGAGCGACAACCGCUGGCAGAGUUGAUGCGGGACAGCCAAAUGCCGACAAUCAAUGAAGGCAGGUCGUAUCCGCGACAGACGAUGGAUGCGAAUGAGAUCCGCGCAAUCAGAAUCUCCGACGGAAGUGGUGCGACGGGAAGCCCAGAUCUCGGCCCUCCACCUGUUGCGAGAUUCGAGUACGAAGAGGGGAAAGGUGGCAGUGUUGAGGAGGCUUUGCUUCCGAGCGUAAAUCUGGAGACCAGGCGGCGAAGAAAGGAUGGCCUGAGUGAGCGGGAGAUGCGGCGGAGUUCCAUCCUCGCUUUAUCACCUGUGAAGCUCGAUGUGGAACCCGCGGCGACUUCCAUGCUGCGAACAGGCGCGAAGAGGAAGUUAGCCGAUCGUGAAGGCGAUAGGGCGAGCAAAAAGGAUGACUUUGCCUUCACUCGGAAGCCCGUUCUGGAGCAGCAGCAAGAGAAUGGGAGUCAAGAGACAGUGGACGAGAGGGCUUCCAGCGAACCCGUCAAAGCUCCAACAUCACCAGCCAGAUCUACCAGGAGAGUGUUGGGAGACAAGAGCGUCAACAUGUCGCCUCGCAAGUCCGCUCCUGUCAAAUCCGCAAAGACUCAAAAAGAGGAGCCCAGCAAACCUAGAUCUGCGUCUCGCUCGCAAUCCACCGUCCGCCCGCCUGCGCGCGGAAGAAGGACAUCCUCUGCACCACAAGUUUCUGAUGUACAAUCAGCCGUGACCUCCAUUGAAGUCCCGCCGACCGAGAACUCUCACCCACCUAAAACACCCGCUCCGCCUUUAGACGACCCUUUCUCUCCCUCAACGACCUCUGCUUCUCAACCGGCCGCACCGAUGAACAGGGACACCCCUCCUCCUUCGGACCUCAGCUCCUUGAGUAAUACCACCACUGAUGCGAGACCGAGUCGGAGAGCGAGGAGUAGUGUCAACUAUGCCGAACCCAGUCUGGUUGCAAAAAUGCGAAGACCGGGGAAGGGAAUGGUCGAUGCGAUCAGUGGAUUGCCUACCGCGAGGAGGAGCAGUGCUGAUGCCACCAAAAAAGAAGUUGUGAUCAAAGUGGAGCCGGUAGAUGAAGACGAGUGGGCGAAGGAGGGGAGUCCAUUGCGAGAGAAGAGCACGUCGGCUACUUCCUCUACUUCAGCCACUUCUUCCACUUCUCCGGAGUUGGCAGAUGAUAAGAUUGUUGUUGCGCAGGCGAAGCGGAGAGAAAGUAUGACGGCGGCAGAAAGUCGCAAGAAGCGAGAAGCUAUGAGGACUUCUUCCGCAUCCAGCAUUCCUCCUGCAACAGUCGAAGCCGCGGCGGAGAAGUUGGCUGAAAUGGAUCUUUACGAUUUCAAAGACGAUGAGAGUGGAGGAUCAUCGCCUGCUACUGCUUUGACGGGGAGCGUCGGAGUGGGAAAGGGAAGAAGACAUUCUAGCGUGCUCAAGGAUGUUGGCGGAGUGAAGAUGGUUGGUGCGGUUUCUAAAGUGGAGACUGGGAGAGGAGUUCCCGCUGCAGGGAGGCGGAGGAGUAUGAUGCUGUAG
Molecule: messenger RNA, 1929 nt
Organism: Ramularia collo-cygni
Lineage: Eukaryota; Fungi; Ascomycota; Dothideomycetes; Mycosphaerellales; Mycosphaerellaceae
Exons: 2
Coding region: 1-1929 (642 amino acids)
Biological process (GO): meiotic chromosome segregation
Cellular component (GO): chromosome, centromeric region; nucleus
Source: RefSeq, a predicted model, not a curated record